Molecule: messenger RNA, 1281 nt
Organism: Dinoponera quadriceps
Lineage: Eukaryota; Metazoa; Arthropoda; Insecta; Hymenoptera; Formicidae
Product: dual specificity protein phosphatase 19
Exons: 2
Coding region: 85-681 (198 amino acids)
Biological process (GO): regulation of MAP kinase activity; protein dephosphorylation
Cellular component (GO): cytoplasm
Molecular function (GO): JUN kinase phosphatase activity
Source: RefSeq, a predicted model, not a curated record
UAAUUGAGAAAUAAUAUUUAAUUUUUUAUAUAAUGAUAACGUGCAAAUAUAUUUUAAAAGAAAAUAAUCAUCGAUCUUGGCACAAUGGAUUUACAGGAACUUAUCGCAAAAAAGAGAUCGUCAUUGAGGUCUUGCAAAACUGUGGUAACAGAUUCACUUGGCAAUAAAUGUGAGAUUGAACACGGUCGAGUGAAAAAAUUAGAAAGAGGAAUGCCUUUUGUAAUAGAUGAGAAACCUGAUUUACAUGUGGCCAGUAUAGUACCGGGAUUAUAUCUCAGCUCGCAAGAUCCAGCUGUGUGCAGUGAUAUAUUAAAGAGAUACAAAAUAGGACACAUUUUGAGUAUAGGUGUUAACAUUUCUGAAAAAUUUGAUGAUAUUCGGUAUUAUAACUGUGAUUUGUUAGACUUACCGGAAUCGAAUAUAAUGCCAUCAAUAAAGAAAUGUGUUGAUAUUAUACAUGCGAAUCGUAAAGAAAAUAUUCUUGUACAUUGCAAUGCUGGCGUUUCUCGGUCUCCUGCAAUUAUCAUCGCUUAUUUAAUGACUAUGAUGGAACUGUCAUACAACGAGGCUUAUGAUAUAGUAAAAAUAGCAAGAAGUUGUAUUAAACCUAAUGAUGGAUUCGUAAAACAAUUGUUAAAAAUGCAUCUUUCGGUGAGUUAUCAUAAUAUAUCUGAAACGUGACAACCCCGGAAAAAAUUUUCCACAUAAUUAGAUUAUAAUUAUAUAUGACGUCAUAUGUAGAACAUGUAUGUGUCUAUUUUCUAUAUAUCUAUAUAUCUAUAUCUAUAUAUAUAAAUAUAUAAUUUAUAUAUGAAGUGGAGAUACAAUUACAUGUGAUUAUAUAUAUUUAUACCGGAAAAUUAUUUAUAUACCAUAUUUUUCGCCGAUAAAUUACUAUCUUUUCAUCUUAUUUCACUUGAGGCAAGAUGGAAAGGACAAAGAAGGUAACACGCGUUUGAUUAAAUAGAGCGGAUAAAUGGAUCAAUGAUGUAAUAUAUUGUUACAAUAGAAUCCACGUAUUAUAACAUUAUUAUUUACUUAUGUGUACAGAGAAUAUUGUUUUAUAUAAUUACAAUAUAUCUUAUUAUGUUGUAACUCAUUAGAAAAUUAUAUUCAUGCACAGCAUCUAUCAAAUUCUUAGCCAAAACUAAGCAUAUUAAAAUUUACUAAUUCUGGCUCUCUUACAUUUAUCAUGCAUUGGAGAUGACACAUAGGUCGCCGUACCAAGUAGAUUUAUAAAAAUUACUGUAAAUCUAAAAAAUAUAAGUGAAUUUCUGUAUA